CAAAACAGAAGAGACAGGAAGUUGGCAAGAGUAGACAGCAGAUUUUGUGGAGUGUUAUUUUUGUAUCAUACAAACACCAAUAUGUGAAUUCACCCCCUCAUCACCAUAGAAGCCUACAGGCAGCUAUCACCAUAGCAAUACAUCAUCAUGGCUGAUGACGACAAACCUGACCAUGAAAAUUCCAGUGAAACUGAGAAACAUAUCAAACUGGAUAGAGCAGCCAGUGCACUGUCCAACCAUAGAACUCAGCUAUACUUUGAUGUGGCGGAGACAUGCUGGCCUUUGAUCUACUGCUCAGAGUACAACAUUAGUUUCUGGGGCAUGGAGAAAGUGCAUCCAUUUGAUGCUGGGAAGUGGGGGAGAGUCUAUGAGUUUCUUAAAGAGGCAGGAAUGAUCAGGGAUGACACCACUGUACGACCACGCGAAGCCUCUGCAGAUGACCUGAUGAUUGUCCACCCCAAGAGAUAUCUGGACAGUCUGAAGCUUGCUACUAUUGUGGAUGGUAUUAUCACAGAGUGGAGCAUCACUGUGGCUGGUAUAACAGAGGUGCCACCAGUGGCACUGCUCCCCAACUUCCUGGUCCAACGCAAGGUACUGCGGCCAUUCAGGUACCAGACUGGAGGAUCUAUAUUGGCAGGCAAGUUGGCACUGGAAAGGGGCUGGGCUGUUAACAUCGGUGGCGGCUUUCACCACUGCUCAGCCAAUCAUGGCGGAGGCUUCUGUGCAUAUGCAGACAUCACGCUGGCGAUCAAGUUUGCAUUUGAGUACUGCGGAAUCAGCAAGGCCAUGAUUAUAGAUCUGGAUGCACAUCAGGGCAAUGGGCAUGAGAGAGACUUCAUGACAGAUGACAGGGUCUACAUUCUGGACAUUUACAACAGAGGAAUU
Messenger RNA from Lingula anatina, 885 nucleotides. Its product is annotated as histone deacetylase 11-like. NCBI's taxonomy places the organism in Eukaryota, Metazoa, Brachiopoda, Lingulata, Lingulida, Lingulidae. Gene Ontology annotation, biological process: epigenetic regulation of gene expression. Gene Ontology annotation, molecular function: histone deacetylase activity. The record is from RefSeq and is a predicted model, not a curated record. Gene Ontology annotation, cellular component: histone deacetylase complex.